Anthostomella pinea is the source of this 2250-nucleotide messenger RNA. The record is from the annotation of a GenBank genome assembly. Lineage: Eukaryota; Fungi; Ascomycota; Sordariomycetes; Xylariales; Xylariaceae.
AUGUGGUUUUCGGCCUUACGACCCUUAUGCCUCACCGCAUUGGCUGCCGUGGCUCUCCUGCCCGGCGUCUCUGCAGAGGCUAUGCUGACGUCCAACUCAUUGAACACCUGCCAGGAGAACUCCAUGUUCACCGCGAGUCUGUUCAAAGUUGUCUACACCCCCAGCAACAGCUCGGCUUCCCUCAGCAUCGUCGCGACGUCCUCUGUCGAAGGAAGUGUCGUUUUUGACAUCGCCAUCUCCGCCUAUGGAUACGAAAUCAUCCGGACGACCAUCGACCCCUGCAAGACGGGGCUGGCUGGUAUGUGCCCCAUGACCGCCGGUAAGAUCCCCUUGGACUUUGUCUUGCCGGUCGGCAAAGACGCCGCCUCGCAGAUCCCCGGAAUCGCCUACACUUUCCCCGAUCUCGAUGCCACCGUCAAAGUUACCUUGAAUAUGACGGAUACCGGGGAGAGCGUCGCCUGCGUCGAAGCCGAUAUCUCCAACGGAAAGACAGUUGAUUUGAUCGCUGUCAAGUGGAUUCUUGCUAUUAUUGCUGGUCUGGUUUUCUGCUCCUCGGCUGUUAUCAACGGUCUGGGCCACUCCAACGCCGCUGCUCACAUCGCCUCCGGUGCUCUUUCGCUCUUCGGCUUCUUCCAGGCCCAGGCUAUGCUCGGUCUUACCGGCAUCCACCUGCCCCCGGUUGUUCAGUCUUGGACCCAGGAUUUCCAGUGGUCGAUGGGUAUCAUCAACGUCAAUUUCAUGCAGGAUAUCUUCACCUGGUAUCAGCGAGCCACCGGCGGAACCCCUUCAACCAUAUUCGACUCUCUGUCCACUGUCUCGGUACAGGUUGAAAAGCGUGGUCUCUCGCUGCUACCCGACGCUGCUGUGGACCUGUACCGGCGAUCAGCUUCCAUGCUUCCGCGAGCCGCUGGCGCGCUUCUCAAGCGAGGCAACGUCACGACGGGCUCGGGAAGUUUCCUAGUGUACGGAAUUCAGCGUGUCGCUUUCAAGGCUGGGAUCGAGACGACCAACUUGUUCAUGACGGGUUUGGUCUUCUUCUGCCUGUUUGUCGUGUUCACCAUUGCAGGUGUUGCUGCUUUCAAGGGCUACUGUGAACUGGCAGCAAAGCAGAAGUGGAUUAAAAGCGACACUUUCCUGGAGUUCCGUAACGGCUGGCUCACUGUCCUCAAGGGAAUCCUCUUCCGCCUGACGUUAAUUGGCUACCCCCAGAUGUCCAUUCUCUGUCUCUGGGAGUUCACCCAGGUCGACUCCCCCGCCGAAGUCGUUUUGGCUGUCUUCUUCCUCGUUGGAAUGACCGUCACUCUUGGCUGGGCUGCCAGCAAGGUUAUUCGCAUUGCGCGUCGGUCUGUCGCCAUGCACCGGAACCCGGCUUACAUCUUGUUCUCAGACCCUCAAGCACUGAACAAAUGGGGCUUCCUGUAUGUCCAGUUCCGGGCCUCGGCUUACUACUUCGUCAUUCCUGUCCUUGGUUACACGCUGGUCAAGUCGCUGUUCAUCGCUUUCGCCCAAGGCAGCGGUACUGCCCAGGCCAUCGGAUUCCUCAUUAUCGAAGCUGGUGCCCUCAUCGCGGCCAGUGUACUCCGCCCCUGGAUGGACAAGAGCACCAACUCGUUCAACAUCGCCAUCUGCGCCGUCAACUUCAUCAACGCCAUUUUCCUUCUGAUUUUCUCCGACGUCUUUAACCAGCCUGCGAUAGUCAAUGGUGUCAUCGGCCUCAUCCUGUUUUUCCUCAACGCCAUCUUCGCCACUGUCCUCCUAAUCAUGGUCAUCAUCUCAACGACGCUUGUCUUCUACCGCAAGAACCCGGAUACCCGCUACCAGUUCAUGGCUGACGACCGAGCCUCGUUCAUGAAGUCGCAAUCCCAACUGACCGGUACGACCGAGCUGGAUGCGCUCGCGGCCACUGCCCGUGGUGACAAGGCCGGAUACAGCAAGCAUGGCUUGGACCUUGACGACGACAACGAGUCCAUUUCGUCGGCGUCUCUGCGGCGCCGCACAGAUACGUCGAACCUGGAGCUACCAAUGGCAGACCCGAACAGCUCUCGCGGCCGAAACAACUCAAACCCUCCUCGCUCGCCUGUGGACCCGUCGGUGCCACUAUUCCCGGCGAGCGGAGGACCACAGCGAGCCCCGAGUCCAUAUAGCGACUCGCCAGGCUCAUUCCGGGCGCAAAACAACUCGACUCCCAGCGGGUUUAGAGCACAGAACAAUGCAAGCCCCUGGCAACGAGGUGCAGGCUAUGACCACUAG